This is a messenger RNA of Pomacea canaliculata, 3709 nucleotides long. RefSeq names its product tectonic-2-like. The coding region runs from base 119 to 3274 and encodes 1051 amino acids. Gene Ontology annotation, biological process: cilium assembly. The transcript has 18 exons. Lineage: Eukaryota; Metazoa; Mollusca; Gastropoda; Architaenioglossa; Ampullariidae. The record is from RefSeq and is a predicted model, not a curated record.
UAAUAUACAGACUGUUGACAGAAAUGGCGGACACGAGUCUCAGUUGGCGUUCUUGACUACAGCUCUCCGCCAUCUACUAUAGUUUGCCUAACAAAUUUGAAGUUGAAAAACAAAAGCUAUGGGAUUCAACACACUCGUUAUAUUUUCCAGUUUGUUCUUUAUUUUUAACUGUGCGCAGAUUUCCGCGACAGCAAAACCUGCACCAGUUGUCAGCUUCUGUGACCAGAAAAUGACUCUACCUAGUCAAGGCAUUUUUACUGUUAGGUUGAGUGAGGCUGUCAGUGUGAAUACAACAGUGACAGUGAACUGCUCUAUGGUUGAUAUUGCAAAGCUGAGCAUAUGUAAAAGACCAGGUGUAAUCUGCUGCAAGUCAAACUUUACAUCGCUGACAUUUGACACUGUCAUAGUCUCUGCUGGUCAAGCAACAGCAACUAUCACAUUCAACGUGACCUCUGAAGGGGAAUGCAUUGGUGUACAAUGCUCAGCAGCUUCAAACCAAAUGAAUGCAGAUAGGCAAUAUCAGUACAUGACAAACAGCUCUCUAGACUGGAGUUCAGAGGCUUUGUUUGUGAAAGACCAUGCUAAGAUCCAGAUGGUUCCACAUCAUGCUCAAGUCUAUGAUACAACCUUCCAGGCUUUUUUGUACCUAGACAAAAACCAGAACAUUGAUGUCACAUUCCAAUGCCAAGCCACCAUUGUAGGCUCUGUCAGAGAGGCGCUUGACCAGCAAAACAGUCCUCAGUGUGAUUUUGUUACUGCCACUACUCUAGCACCAACAAUUACCACUAUUCCUACCACCACCACUACAACCACCACCACAACUACUUCUGCCACCACCAAUGUUUCAACUCCUGCUCCAACUACAACAACCACAUCAUUGCCAGGCUUUUCCUCUCGAUGGGUGGCCGAAACCAACUCAUUUAAUAUACCUACAGGCAAACUGUAUUAUGUGGUGAAGACAAAGAGAGAGUUUCUUGUGACUGCACCAGUGCAGGAGAUUGUGGUGACCACCUGCUGUUCUGUCGGCAACUCAUCAAAGUACACUGGUUCAGCAGUUGCCAUGGUAGCUGUGGCGGACCUUCAGCCCCUCGUCUGCACAAACUGCAGUGGUGGUGUCACGGACACCAGCCCAUCAACUGAACGAUUUGUCAUCAAUCCAGCAUAUCAGGAGGUUGCACCCUGCCCUUGUGACCUAACCUUCCGGGCCUGUGACAUCAACUGCUGUUGUGACCAGGAAUGUAUUGCCAGUGAGAAGGAGACCUUCAGAGCCUGUAUUCCUGGGUUGGCUGGUGGUCAGGGUCAAGAUCCCUAUCUGCACAGCUGUCAGUCUGCCCACUUUCCUAAGGUUGACUGGUUCCCAGUCAUGUGUGUUCAAUUUGAAAGCAAUGCCCUGCUUGGUUAUUUCUACUCCAACACCCAGAAGCUGACAUCACUGACCGACAUCAACAGUCUUGUUGCCCAGAAGACAGAUCUCUUCACCUACAGGGAGGCAGAAAACAGAUAUGCUGAUCUGGAUCAAGUAUCUGGUUACAAGGAUGGCUCAGUUAUUCUCACAGUUCUGGGCGAAGGCUCAUCUUCAGUGUAUGGUACCUUGUCUUUGCCCCAGCAAUCACCAUCAGGUCAAUGCAUUGACUCUGCACCUGUCCGGUAUUUACGCAACUCUCAGGCAGCAUGCAACAGAAAGCUGACGGAAGCUACCUGUGGCAACUUUUCUGUGUUUAGUGCACAGAGCUAUAUUGAAAGUAGUGGCAUAUUCAACCCAGCGUGCCCACGUACCACUGUCAGCUCUUCUGGUCAGCUUGGUAGUAAUGUGAAGGUUGAUGUUGCCUACUAUUGUACCAGCACUUACACCGGCUACACUAGGUUGGCACAGACUUAUGCCGACUCAGUGCAACCAGACAAAGAGUACUCAUUCAUCUCAGGCCUUGGUAAUGUCACAUGCACUGAUCCGUGUCAGGAAUGUUUCCUUUAUAAUAGUGGCAGACAGGAGGAGAUUUCAAACCCUCUGCCUGCCAGAUGUAAUUUUGAUUCUGAUUUUGACCUGCCUCCACCCCCAGUCUUUGACCAAAUCACGUCAUCCUGCCAGAACUUUGUGUUAGAAGUGCGUUAUGACAUUAAGUGGGCAGGACAAAAUGUGGUGGGGCUAACAGCGCACGUGGUGCUUGGUACAAAUAUGACAAUGACAGCUGCAAAAGACAUCACACAACGUUUCCAAGUCACUUUUGUCCACAACUACACCGGGCCAUCAAACCAGUCAGACAACUUUGACUCUGUGACCACACAGUAUCAGCGCUCUGGCCGGCCAGGAUAUGACCUUGGCAUGCCUUUGCAAACAGGCUGCACUCAAAUCAAUAGCACAACAGGAGCAUUUGAAGGGGUAAACACAACACAGGAAAAACAGAUGGCUGUGUUCAGUCCCGGUCUUGACGGUCUUUGUGAAAGUGCCAGGCGCCGAACUCUGACCUUUGGUGAUAAUAUGAUGUCCAGCUGCAUCCUACGACUCGCCAUCAACAGCAUCAGUAACUGUGUUUCUCUCAAGCAGCUGAUAUUGAAUCAUUUAAAUGUCCUAAUGCCAUCUGGUGUUAUUGGGCGUUUUGGCUUCAGCAACUCCAGCAACAAGAACAUGUGGAUCACAGUUCUCAGACAAAGCCCUUAUGACCAAGAGGUGACAGACACAAACACCACAACAGCUGCCACAACAACCACUGCUGCUUCAAAUACCCCAACAGCAGCAAACACAACUGCAGGAGGCAUGGAGAAUGUGGAGGUGUCUUUACUGUCUAGUCGUCAAGGCAUCUGUUACAACAUCACUACUGGCAUUCACCUAGAGAUCAUGUAUGCUGAGACUGGUCGCAGCAAGGGUUAUCCACUGUUGGAGGUGGUUGGGGCUAUGAUCAGAUACUCUCUGGGCAACUGGAGCAUGUCAUGCACGGGGGCAGACUCUGCAGGCUGUCUGAACAACAGCAUACACACCCAGUCUUUUGUUUUGACCAGCUCUGUUCAGUUCACCCAAGUCUCACCAACAACUCCAGUUAAACCUAUUUUAUUUUAUACAAUCCACAACAAAGAAACGUGCGACUCCAACUCCUGUUAUCGGUUUUUUGAAGACUUUGAUACAUCAGUAUGCCAUUUUGACACAUGCUGGUAUGAGUUGUUUUAUCCUCUGACAUCUGCAUAUCGUGGAUAUGAAGGUCUUUCUUAUACUAGAGCAUUCAGUUUACUCUUUGUUUUGUUCUUCAUUGGAUAUAUUGCUGUUAGCAAACCAUGGAAGUGAGACAGCUGAAACUGUUUAUGUAGGUGUUCAACUCCAACAUUUAUAAACAUCGAAGGCAGCCAUGCAUUGGUGUUGUGUGCACAAAUGCUAUUUUAAGUUUCAUAAAUCUGUUGCUACCACAUGGGUUUGUGUAAGCAAGACAAUUUAGGGAGAAUGUGUUGUCACAGUGUGCAAGAGAAAGUGCACAUUUGUUGAUGGUGCAUGUUGUGUUCCAUGGUGUUAAGCAUGUGACAUAAUCCAUCUGCUUGGGUAUUGACAACUUUAUUAUAAGCAUAUCUGUCCAGAUGUUCACAUUCUGGUGUAUUAAAGAGUGGCAGCAUUUGAUAUUUUUAAGUCUAUUAGUUUUAUACUGAACUGCUAAUGUGAAAACUGAAUUCUCAUUUGGUCCUUUUAGUUGUAUAUAUAUAAUUAUUUUUAAUAAAUUAUUUUCACAGA